Molecule: messenger RNA, 983 nt
Organism: Nymphalis io (European peacock)
Lineage: Eukaryota; Metazoa; Arthropoda; Insecta; Lepidoptera; Nymphalidae
Product: 1-acyl-sn-glycerol-3-phosphate acyltransferase alpha-like
Exons: 5
Coding region: 121-846 (241 amino acids)
Biological process (GO): phosphatidic acid biosynthetic process
Cellular component (GO): endoplasmic reticulum
Molecular function (GO): 1-acylglycerol-3-phosphate O-acyltransferase activity
Source: RefSeq, a predicted model, not a curated record
UGGGAUAAAAUUAUUACUGCUUUUGUAAUUAUAAUUACAUCGUUUGUUUUUAAAGAUAAGUUAUACAAAUCGGCAAAAUUCGUGCAAUAUUAUUAUAAACAUUAUGUUAACUUUUUUUUUAUGAUGUUCAAUUCAUUGAUUUUAAUGCCAAUGUUUUUGUGGAACGGAAAACAUGUGAAGAACGCACUCCUUAUGUCGGAGGUAUCAAAACAUGUCACAAAGUUGUUAAAUGUUACAUGGGAACUACGAAACCCUGAGAUCGUGUCCAAAGACAGGGCAGCUGUUAUUAUAUUGAACCAUCAGUCUUCAUUGGACUUACUAGGAUUGUGUAAUUUUUGGUAUAUUUGGAAAAAAGUAUCAUGUGUUAUUAAGAAAGAAUUUAUAUAUUAUUUUCCAUUUGGAUUGGGAUUGUAUCUUAUGGAUGCUAUUUUCGUUGAUAGAAGAAACCCUAAGGAUGCGCAUAGACUUUUACAGGAGAAAUCCAAAACCAGACUUCAGGAUAAGAUAAAAAUUUUAAUUUUUCCCGAAGGAAGACGAAGUAGCGAUUACACAAAGUUACUGCCAUUUAAAAAAGGCGCUUUUAACAUAGCUGUGGGAGCUCAAGUUCCCAUCAUUCCAGUUGUGAUUUCACGAUAUUAUUUUAUAAAUAACAAAAAGCAUAUUUUUAAUGGAGGCCAUGUCAUAGCGCAAUGUCUGGAGCCAGUGUCGACCGAGGGCUUGACGAUGGAUGAUGUACCGGAACUUAUAAAUAGGGUUCACAGUAAUAUGGAGAGAGUUUUUAAGGAAUUGUCUAAGGAGGUAAUCAGCUCCUUGCCGCCUGACUAUCCCCUGGAAACACUAAACUGAAGAAUCGAAGCCAAAUGCAAAGUAGGUGUGGUGUGGCAUGCAAUAUAAAAUAAAGGUAUAUAAAGGAUAUUUUUAUUUUGUGUUGAUAUUAAGUAAUUUCGUGUCAAAAGCUGUUUGAAAAAUUUGUAAACAAAACA